This is a messenger RNA of Drosophila navojoa, 6167 nucleotides long. RefSeq lists its product as uncharacterized. NCBI's taxonomy places the organism in Eukaryota, Metazoa, Arthropoda, Insecta, Diptera, Drosophilidae. The record is from RefSeq and is a predicted model, not a curated record. Gene Ontology annotation, biological process: box C/D snoRNP assembly. Gene Ontology annotation, molecular function: RNA binding. Gene Ontology annotation, cellular component: nucleus.
GCACCGAAAACAACAACAGCAAGAAAGCACAUCCACUGUCGCAGCUCUCUCACACACACACAAAUUGUCAUGUUGACACUCUUGUGGAUUCGGACUGCAAUUGCAUAGCGCUGUUCAGGCCCGAUGUAAGCCGUGAAGCGGAACUUAGACAUAAGGAAUAGACGACCAGAAGUGAAUCGAACUUGGACUACGAAUUCGGAUAACAGAUAUACAUCGAUAGAGCUUGUAUAUAUAUAUAUAUAGAUCUAUAUAUAUAUAUUCGCUGAUAAAAGCAUCAAAAUGCCACGAUUCCGCAACGAGGAGGUGGAGCGGCAGUACAAGGAUGGGGACAUCGUUUGGGUAAAGAUUCACAACUCGGAGAUUUGGUGGCCCGGCGAGGUGACCUCGUCGCAAGACUUUCGCUUUGUGAAUAGCACGCGGCGACCCUACGCCGUCGUCGAAUUCUUCAACGAACGAACAUUCGAGCAGGUGAACACGUCCAAGCUGAUCUAUCCAUUUCAGUGCGAGCACAAAAAGGACUUCAUCAAGCUGGGCACCAGAAAAUCCGUGACAGCCGAUAUGAGGGAGAAGUUCAACGAGGACGUGAGACACGCCGAAAGUCGCUUGGCCGCCGAACGGAGUUCGGAGAGCGCGGAGCCAGCGGUGAGCCGUGAGAGCUUGAUUAAGGCAUUGCUAUCGAGCACCGUCACCACCGCCACUGUGGGCACCAAUACCACCGUCUCUAUCGGCGCCGGCGCCGGCACCAGCAACAACAACAACAACAAUAACAUUCACGCCCACAACAACAACAACAACAACAAUAUUAUGGAUAACAGCUACAACAUCUACGGCAACUUUAACGACCAUGAUUCAUCGAUUCGUAUCAUGGACAUUGGCGCGCCGGCUUCAGCUUAUGCUCGCCCCGAGGGACGCAACGACCAGCGCUACGAGUGCAACCUGUGCGACUUUCAUACGAGCAGCAUGAACGUUCUGCUCAUCCAUAGACGCACUCACGUGGAGCCCAGUCGCUCGAGCACCGGCAACAACCAGCGGCCCCUGCUGCCGGGCAAGCCAGGCGGUGGCGGUGGCGGUGUCGCUGGCGGUGGGUGUGGCGGCAAUUGCAUGGCCAACAAGUCGCGUGCGUCACGCAGGGCCAACACAUCGAUCUCCCGUGACUUGGCGUCCUACUCGUCGCUGUGGCGCUGCCAGUCGCGACACGUCUCCAUUGUGGUGGAUGCUCCGCUCAACGAUGAGGAGCAGCGACAGGUGGCGAACAUUGCCCAGCUGACGCUGGCGAGCAUUGAGCGUGUGGUCAAGUCGCCCAUACCCUGCGAGUCGUCGUCGAAUGAGCGCCCCCUUGCGGCGGUGCGCCGCAACACGCAGGUCAGCUCGCGGGAUCCGAGACGCAAGCGUUGCCAUCAGCUGCGUGCCACGAUGCCAGCGCCGCCGCCCCUGGCGUUGCCAUCGCCCGCCACGCCGGCGAAGCAGAGAAGACUAACGCGUUCCUGCACCAGGCAGCAGGAGACCAGGGACAGUGCCAGUGCAGAGCGCGAGCGGGCCAGGAUCGAGCGAGCUGAGCGAUUGGGCAGGAGACGGGGACUCAGUGCUGCCAGAGCGACAUACGAUGGCGACAAUGCCGACGAAGGGGAUGCGAACAGAGGCAGAGGACGAGCACGGACAGUCCUAGCCAAAACGCCAACUUCACAAAGAUCCGCCUCCUCCUCGGUUACCUUUGCGCUGCCCCGCCAACGUCCGCAGCAGUCUAAUGAGAGGAGCUGCACAAUCACCAGCGCCGCCAUGAUGUCCACGUCCACAUCACCAACACCGUCGCCCUUCUCACUGGCGUUGCCCAGUCGUGCGACCCAGACAGUGAAUCCCAGUGCGGCGACGGUGCACACAUCGGGAACUCCGGCCGUGUCGAAAGAGGAGCAGCAGCAACGGCAGCGCAGCAACAGUCCAAAUCAGAUUGUGAAUGAUUCACGGGAGCUGCAUCUCAGAUUGCUGGCAGAAUGGGGAGAUUACGAGCAGGAGGAGCCAGAACUGGAACAGGAGCAGCGAAUCGAGCAGGCACAGCAGCAGCAGCUGCCACAAGGCUCGCAGCAGCAGCAGCAGCAACAGCAGCCAGACGACGAAGCUGACGCCGACGCUGUCGCCGACGUCGUCGUCGACGCUGAUGCUGAUGCCGAAGCAAGUCCAGCCACAAAUGAUGCACUAUGUAAUGAUGUAUCCAUGAAUGCCGUGGCCUCCUGCUCAUCGAGCUCGUCCUCAUCCAAGCGCAUACGCAACAUACCAAAGAAGGAUCGCCGGGAUGUGGUGCUGCAGGAGUUCGACUCUAGCGCCGAGAGCAACUGUGUCCAGGAUGAGCCGAUCCUAAUUCACGAUAGCGAUGCUAGCUCCAAUGAGAGCGUUGUCUUCAUCGAUGCUGCCGAGCCGCAGCGCUCGAUGAGGGCAUCAGUGCUGAAUCCGAAUCCGUAUCCGAGUGCCGUCUCCUGCUUCGAUUUCGACGAAGAGGACGAGCACCUCGAGCCGGCUGCCAUGCAGCCGAAUGCACCCAUCGCUGAGAGGAAUGGAAAUGGUCUAAGCUAUAGACGGCGCACCAAGCCCUCGGCUCCAGCUCCUGCCCAGACGGCAACAGCUGCUGCCACGGCUCCUUCCCUGUCCAAUGGCGGCGAGGAGCCGCGAUCUAGAAAGCAAUCUCUUGCCAAGUCCCACGAGGAUGUCUUCAAGGCAUUCAAUGAACACCAGUCCCAACAGCAGGAGCUGGAGCACGAGCAAGACUUGGAGACCGGAGCAGGCAGUGUGGAUGCGGAGGCGGAGCAGUCAAAUCUGCCCAUCAAGGAGCGGCAGAAGCGCAUUUUCAAGUCGCGCAACAAGCAGCGCGAAGAGCAGGAGCAACAAAAGAAGCAACAGCAGGAGCAGGAGCAAGAGCGGGAGGAAGAUGAGGACGAUGCAGGCCAGCAAGAGGUGGCUCUGUCGCUGGAACACGACGAAGAGGAUGAGGAGCAGCAGGUAGUGACGUCGCCGCUACCCACACUAUCCAAUGGCUCCAGCUCUGAUCUGAAGACUGACAAGCGACGCCAAAGCAAUCCAAGCCAAUGCGCUGCCAAAGCCAAGUCGCCAUCCCCCAUCAUGUCCAGCUACAGCCUGGCUCAAACUCCGCCCACACCGACACCCACAGCCGAGGAGCUGAGUAACUCGUCGCCAGUGCAAGCGCAGGAGACGCAACUGCAAUUCCAGCCGCAGUUGCCGUUCGCUAGCCAAAUGCAGUUCCCCAUUCAGACGCAGUUCAGCGGCUUAGCAUCGCCAGCAUUGAGCCAUAUCCACCUGCACAUGAACUCCAACAGCAACAGCUCCUCGCACUUGACGAGCAACAGCAACAGCAACAGCAACAGCAGCUCCAUUCUCUCCAAUAUGGCCGUCAUCUCGGCCGAGGAGGCGCGCGAACUGCAGCGCUCGGCUCCAGCCCUGGCGGAGGAGUCGACCACGGCCACAGAGUCGAGUGGUGUGCUCAUCCUGGAGGACAUAUUGCUGCCCAAUCUCUACGAGAUACGACCCAAUUCACAGAACAGCAAUAUGAGCUGUGCACGGGUUCGCAGUCUGGCGAGCAGAGCCAGCCGAGCGAGCAAAGCCAGCAAAAUCAGCAAGAGUAAGCGGGGUAGCCAUGGAAGCAGCAGUAGCAGCAGCGGCAGCGGCAAUGGCAGCGGCACCAGCAGUAGUAAGCAGCAUCACGGCAAACAGAAGCCGCAGAAGGUGGAGCAGCAGCCGCCGGCGAAGCACUCAAAAGACAAGACAAGCGCAAAGCAAGCGAAGAAGGCAAAGCACUCGAAGAAAGAAGAGAAGAAGCACACACAGCAACAGCCGUUGCCCUCCACAUCGGCGGCAGCACAACGCGCGAAUGCCACGCGAGCUGAAUCACCAACAUCGCCGAAUCGCUGGUCACCAACGCCGCCGCCUGUCGGUCGGCGCUUCGAAGUGCAGCUGAAGGAGCGCGAGCGGGAGAUGCUGCUCAAGUACGAGGCGGACAUAACUAGCGGACGCAGGGCAGAGAUCAAUCGCAUUGCACGGGAGCGCUGGGCUCGCGCCCGCUGUCAGCACAGGCCGGACGCCGAGGAGAAGUUGCUGCUCAUGCGGCUGAAGGAGCAGCGCAACUUCCGGCUCAAUCGCCGAGCGGCUAGCGAGCACCCAAUGGCCAUGCGCAGAGAGAACCUAAGCCGGCCGCGGAAGAGUCCAUCCUGUCAGGUUUUGAGCACGCUGACUGAGCAGGAUCUGCAGCUUGCCAGGCGGCAGCUGCUGCGGCUGCGCGAUGCUCAGGCUAGAAGAAAGCGACGAGGUAGCGGCUCUCAAGCUGCAGUGGAAGCCAGAAAAAGAAAGCAAGAACUGGAGGCCGAGAAGGAGAAGGAAAAGGAGGAGAAAGAGAAAGCAAAAGAGAAGCGGAAUGAGGAGCAGGAUCAAUUGGAGCUGGACCUUGAACUGGAAUUGGAACUGGAUCCGGUAUCAGAUGAAGCGCAAGAAGAGCAAGAAGAGGAAACGGUAGCAGAACAACAACUGGAGGAGCAGCUGCACGGACAGGAGCAACUGCAUCUAGAGGAAGAGCACGAGCAACUGCAUCUAGAGGAAGAGCAGGAGCAGCUGCAUCUAGAGGAAGAGCAGGAGCAGCUGCAUCUAGAGGAAGAGCAGGAGCAGCUUCAUCUAGAGGAAGAGCAAGAGCAGUUGCACCCAGAGGAACAGGAGCAGCUGCUGCUAGGACAGCAACCGCAAGCACAGCAGAGACAACAGUCACAGAGAAUCGAUGAUCCACUGGACGAUCAGCCGUCAUCGUCACGAGCAGUAAACCGUCCGCCUUCAGGGGACAACAAUUCCGAUCCAGAUGAGUCGAAGGAAACCUCCCAAGAGAUUGGAGCAGAUUCACGGAUUUGUGCUGUGAUGACUCGGCCCAUUCCUGGCUACAACAACACCUUCAUGCUCUGCUCCCUGAGCAACAACAACAAUUUUACUCCUUUGAACAACGAGGCACUAUAUUUGGAUAACGAGAAUCAUUUGGUGCCGGUGCCUUUGGAGGCACUAACCGAGACGCCACAGCUACCCGAAGGUAAUCCGCUGUCUGCGGUCUUUCUGCUGGAUGGUGAGGCCAUAGCGCAGGUGGUGCAGGGUGAGCAGGGUGAGAAUGCUGAUGGCGAGGAAGGACAAGUGGAAGAUGGAGAAGCUGUGGAAGAAGGGGUUGUGAUGCCAGGUGGCAUACUGGGCAUGAUGUCGCCUUCGAAUCAAUUAGCCGAAGGCCACGACGACGAAGAGGAGGAGCCGGAACCAUCUGAUGGCCUGGUGGCAACUGAUGAAGCCGAGAAUCCAUCGCCCUCCGAGGAAAUCUAUCAGCUUCAGUCGAAUGUGCUCCAGCUGAAUGUCGGCGGCCACCAGCUGGAGAUAUCAACCGAGGUGCUGAUGAAUAUAGCCGAGCAACAGGAUGACAUCAUCAUUGAGAUUGACGGCGGCGGGCAGGCUCUGUUGCCUGCCGCCGAAAUAUUGCAGGCGGCCAAGAACUAUUUGCACGAGCGAGACUUACAGCUGGUCAAUCUGGAGGACUUGGCCUUGCACCAGUGCAACCACGGAGCUGGCUCCGUACCACUGAUAGUUCCCGAUUUGCUGUCUGCCGCGCUGGCCGGCAACAGCGUGGGCAUUCUACACAUUGAGACUCAAUCGGCGGCUGCUGGCACAGGACCAGUACCAACACUAGCAACAUCAGGAGGUGCAGCUGGAACUGGCGCUGAGGAGGAUGUGAUUGGCUUUAUGGCACACACGUUGCCAGUGAGUGGCUCCCAUUUGACGCCGCCGAUCACAGCCCGCACGAACGAGACAAAUGCGCUGCUGGAUCAGACGCCCAUCAUGUCCGCGCUGGAGCAGCCAAGCACCAGCGCCUCUGCCGCCCUUCAACUGCGCGCCGGCAGCAGCAGCUCAUCGGCCUCGCCGUUGUCCAUUGAUGCCAUUGGUGGCAAUCUGGACGAUAGCCUGGCCGUGAUUGGUGUGACCAAUGGCAGCGGCAGCGGCGUGCCCACAUCCUUGGAGCUGCCCAUUACCGUCACCAAUCCGGCGAUUGCGCCCCGUUGCACAACAGCGGAUAUGACGAAAUUUGUGCCGUUCCAGUAGCUGUUGCAGUUGGAUGGAUUCGCCGAUGGCUGGGAUAGCCUGGACUCGGA